Molecule: messenger RNA, 2933 nt
Organism: Solea senegalensis (Senegalese sole)
Lineage: Eukaryota; Metazoa; Chordata; Actinopteri; Pleuronectiformes; Soleidae
Gene: ccdc22
Product: coiled-coil domain containing 22
Exons: 16
Coding region: 359-2260 (633 amino acids)
Biological process (GO): positive regulation of ubiquitin-dependent protein catabolic process
Molecular function (GO): cullin family protein binding
Source: RefSeq, a predicted model, not a curated record
CUCCCAGAGACACUAGCCUUGAAUUUCCUUAUUUCUUAAUUUCCACACUUUACAAGACGCACAAAUGUCAUUUUUUUUUACAUUGGAGGCAGACAGCUGUGUUCUGGUGUCGCUUUACUGCAGCAAGACGCUUGAAACAUCUUUUUGUGUAGCAAGACAAAUAUAUAACGAUUGAUUUUUCUGGGAUGUGAGGAAUGGCAGCGUUGCUAACUAACUGGAAGCUAGUUUUCUGCCUUCAUCCCUGUGAAACCCUCACUAAAGCUAACUGUUUUGUUCGUAUCAAAUCACACCGCUAGCAUCAGAUGUGCUGCUAAAAUCGUGUCUUUUUUAGCUAGUUGUCAUCGGAGAAACUUCAGCGAUGGAGGAAGUUGACAGAAUUUUGAUUCACGCCCUCAACCAAAUCGGCACGGAGGUGAGUGAGGAGAUUGGCAGUGUCAGUCAGUUCAGCAGUGAGCUGAUAGUGAAGGCCGUGGUCAGAUGUGUCCAGGUGAUCGAUCCCGGCCUGGGCAGCGCACUGCCCAGCUCACUUCCUCCAGGCAUGUCUGCUCGUUUCAGAGUGGGCAUGAGUCUGGCACAAGCUUGUCAGGAUAUUGGGUAUAAAGGAGAGAUUGGCUACCAGACUUUUCUCUACAGUAACGAGCCAGAGAUUCGCUCCCUGCUUAUGUUCCUGGUGGAGAAGCUGCCCAGAGAGAGUGCUGAGACCUCAGACCAGCCAACAGGUAAAUCUGUGGUCCUCCAGAGAGCCAUCGCCGCUGCAAUCAAAGCCCAGCUGUCCGUGCCCUGGCUGCCUGUAAACUGCAGACUGCCAUUGCACACUGAAACACAGAGUGCAGGAGCAUUAUACAGCUUCCAUGCUCUGCCCCUCAGUCUGUCACACUCUUCUAAAGGGCCAAAUAAAAAGCAUCUGAAAGAGGUGAAGGAUUACCAACGGGACUUUCUUCUUCCUGUGACCGCACAACUUUCCCAUCAUGCCUCUCUGGCGGCGUCUAUACUGGAGCAGCACAGCACUGUACUGAGUGCUGCUCAGGAGUGGGACAGUGAGUGGAACAAUCAGGGACUCCUGUCUCGCCUCACCCCGCAGGAGUAUCGCUCCAGGAAACUGACCCGACUGCGGAAACGCAUCAAGGAGCAGCUGCGUUCUACUGCGCUUCCGUCUCCUGAAAGUGCCUUCGGUAGUUGCCAUUCAAGCACUGAUCUGUGUGAGCUACUGCAGUCCUUCAGUAACUCUGCCCCCUCUGACCACAUCCUGACCAAGGGCACCCACUUCACCCACACGCAGAAGUUCACAUUCGAGCAGGAGUCGGCAACGGUAACCAGCUCCGUCCCCACUGGGCAUCAGUCAGACGGUGACACCCAGCACCGCCAGCAGGAGGAGCUAGCGUCACUGCAGCAGCAGCUCCAGCAGCUGUGUGGUGAUGUUGACCAGCUCACAGCAGACAUGAAGCACAUGAGUGUCACUAACACACAGGUAUUAAAUGAGCUGAAGCAGAAAGAGCUAACGAACAAUGAAGAGGAGGACAAGAUUCAGAUGAAGAAGAAAACACUUGACUGUUUGCCCGACACUGAUAACAGCCUGGUGAAGCUUCAGGCUUUAGUGGAAGCCAGUGCUAAGCGGUUGGUGAACCUGGCCUCUCAGUGGGAGAAACACCGCGCUCCUCUUAUGGACGAACACAGGAGACUGAAAGAAAUCUGCAGCAACCAGGAUCUGGAGUCGUCCAGAAAGCUGUCUGAGAUCAAGUCGAUGCAUGAAAAAAUCCGUGUCUCCACAGAGGAGGCCAGGAAAAAAGAAGACAUGUACAAACAACUGGUGACGGAAUUAGAAAAUCUUUCCCAGGAUGUGUCUCGGUCUGCGUACACACAGAGGAUUCUGGAGAUUGUCAGCAACAUCAAGAAACAGAAGGAGGAAAUUACAAAGAUUUUGUCAGAUACUAAGGAUCUCCAGAAAGAAAUCAACAGCCUGACGGGAAAACUGGACAGGACCUUUGCUGUGACUGACGAACUGGUCUUCAAGGAUGCCAAAAAAGAUGAAGCUGUCCGCAAAGCCUACAAGUACCUGGCUGCCCUACACGAUAACUGUAAUCAGUUGAUCCAAACCAUCGAGGAGACGGGUACAAUACUGAGAGAGAUUCGAGAUCUGGAGGAGCAGAUUGAGACAGAAAAUGGAAACAAAACCAUAGCUAACCUGGAGAGGAUACUGGAGGACUACAAGGCCAUUCGACAGGAAAACGCUGCACUCGCUGCCAAAGUCAGAGAAGGCUGAAGGUUCGUCGCUCUGCUCCGCCCGCUUAUGCCGAGGUUGUUGUGAAAAGCUGGAGCUGUAGAUGCACCAGGAGGAGACUCGACCAGCGCUCCAGGUUUCACACUGAAUCUGAACUUUGUUUGCAUUUAAAUGCACAGACUGUACGGACGGAUGGAGAAGACACUUGGUUUAUUUGAUUUCAAACUGAUUUCUGUGGCUGAGCAUGCUCCAAGGAUUCAGGCUCCGGUCUGGUUGUUUUGUGACCAAGAUGAAACCUAACACUGGACAGCAGAGGGCGCUGUCGGACCUUUUCAGUGUGCAGUUCCUAUUGCUGUAUGCAAUGUUUUCAAAUCUUGAUUAAAAUGAGAUCUUUAAAUUGUAAUUUUUAAUACAUUAAUUAUUCCAGCAGACGGACAUUAUUAGUUUAUUUGUGUUACCAUUAUAUUGAUCUGAAUAUGUUAAGUGGUAUUUGAAUGUAGUUAAUAAUGUUGUCCAACCACAGGGGCAAAAUAUUGUCUUAUACCUGGCACCAGCUUAAUUAAAAAUGCCUUACAUACUUGAAUGUUCAUGAUGAGUAGGCCUGUCAUGUGGAAUUUUAAAAAUGGCAAACGUAUUAUUACCUAUUUCUAUAUUUCCGUAGACAAGGUUAGCAAAUUUGCCUCACGUCGAACAAUAAAACAUGAUCAUAGUGAAA